GAUCGCGGCACCCUAAGGAGGCAGCCUAGGGGAGGGGGCCGGGGUCGUGGAGCCCCCAGCCCCCGGCCGCCCGACGGAGACCAAGCUGGAAGCGCCGCCGCCCCGGUGGGUCCUUAACACAAGAUUUUAGCAUGAAGAGUUGUCAACUGCCUCCCCAGCUAACCACAGACCUCCCGGACGCAGCCGUCCACACAGGAUGCCUCAUGUUGGCUUGCAAUCAUCCCUCGAGAGUCCAGCUGCCGUUUUUUUAGUGUGGCCCUAGGGCUUUCAUUCAGGGCGUUUUGUUGCAGCUGCUGCUUUUUAUUUAUUUAUUUUCUCUCUUUGAACCCGGACCUUGCCCCGCUCCUGCUGGCAUGAUGGCCCAGUCCAAAGCCAACGGCUCGCACUAUGCGCUGACCGCCAUCGGCCUGGGGAUGCUGGUCCUUGGGAUCAUCAUGGCCAUGUGGAACCUGGUCCCUGGGUUCAGCACUGCGGAAAAGCCGGCUGCUCAGGGGAACAAGACGGAGGUAGGAAGCGGCAUCCUUAAGAGCAAGACCUUCUCUGUGGCCUACGUGCUGGUCGGGGCCGGCGUGAUGCUGCUCCUGCUCUCCAUCUGCCUGAGCAUCCGGGACAAGAGGAAGCAGAGGCAGGGCGAGGAGCUGGCACACAUCCAGCACCAGGGGGUCGAACCGCACACCCACGAGGAGGACAGCCAGGAAGAGGAGGAGGAGGCCUCCUCACGGUACUACGUCCCCAGCUACGAGGAAGUGAUGAACACAAACUACGCAGAAGCGAGGGACGUGGACCAGAACCCCCGGAUGAGCAUCUCUCUCCCUUCCUACGAGUCCUUGACGGGGCUGGAUGAGACGAGCCCCACCACAACCAGGGCCGACGUGGAGACCAGCCCAGGGAAUCCCCCUGACAGGCAGAACUCCAAGUUGUCCAAACGCCUGAAGCCACUGAAAGUGAGAAGGAUAAAAUCCGAAAAGCUUCACCUCAAAGACUUUAGGAUCAACCUGCCAGACAAAAACGUGCCUCCUCCCUCCAUCGAGCCUUUGACACCCCCCCCACAGUACGAUGAGGUCCAGAAGAAGGCCCCUGAUGCCCGGCCCCCCGACUGAUGGCCCCUCCCGGGCAGAUUCCCUCCUGUUUCUCGUCCUCUGCACCAACAGACCCCGAAUGAAGCCACUUCAGCCACAGUUGAGAAGCGGAGGGGCCAGGUGUGUACUUAGCUAUUUGGAUGGGGCCAGGAGCUGAGGGCUUUCUAGGACUGGGGAGUGACUCUGGGUCCCCGGGACCUCCAGUCGCAGGUGCAUCGGAAAGAGCUGCUGCCUCAGAUCUUGUGAAGCUGUGACCCCAUCCAGGGAAGCAGUGCCGGCAUCUUCCCCUUUGUCCUUCCUUGACGUUGAAUUGCUGGGGACAAUACUCCUCCUUCUGAUUAGGAAAGGAUAUGUAGCAACUGGCUUAGAUCAUGGUUUUGUUUUGCUUCCACUAGGACUGUUUGUUUCCCAAAGAAAAUAAGUUAUGUCUUCACUUUCUCCUUAGAGUCCCGCACUGUCGGUAGGAAAGAUGACUGGCUUUACAGAAAGGACAUGCCCAUAUCAUGAAUUAAGCUAAAGAAGAGGCUGGAUGAUUACAUGGGGGUGAGACCCAGGUGGGGUUCUCAGAGCCCCUGAUGCCAUCGGUUGUUUUGAGGUCUCAAGACCUGAGGAUGUGUAAGAUCCUAGUCUCAAUUGGUAGGCUUUUACUAGUCUCUCCUAUGUAUUGGCAAAAAAAAAAAAAAAAAGGAAAGCCAUCUGAGAUGUUCUGUUCCUUCUAAAAUGCCGUGCAACUGAGCUUUUUGUAAUAAAAUAUUUUAUAUGUCGUA
Capra hircus (goat) is the source of this 1846-nucleotide messenger RNA. It is a transcript of the gene TMEM51, whose product is annotated as transmembrane protein 51. The transcript has 4 exons. NCBI's taxonomy places the organism in Eukaryota, Metazoa, Chordata, Mammalia, Artiodactyla, Bovidae. Bases 354 to 1100 code for a protein of 248 amino acids. The record is from RefSeq and is a predicted model, not a curated record.